AGUGUGGAGAAAAUGCCCUCACAUUACAGCUGAAGGAGGCAUUGAUCUAGUGGCUGAAAUGAGUCCUUGCAGUACAUCUUGCCGGCAAUAGCGUCUCGCAGGGAGAGCUCUUUCGAGCUAAAUCCCCUACACCUCCUGCCCCCAUCCCACCACUCUCCUUUUUCUUCAACUUACCUGAGUGCUUCAGCUACGCUCUGUUUGGUGACUUCACUCUUCUGUAUCCCUCCUCUAGGAUGGCAGAGGCCGAACUGCGGAAACAGAGACUUCAAGCCAUAGCAGAAAAAAGGCAGAGGCAGACAGAAAUCGAGAACAAACGACACCAGCUCGAGGACAAAAUACUUCAGCUGCAGCACCACAAGUCCAAAGCCAUGCGAGAAAGAUGGCUGCUGCAAGGAAUCCCUGCCUCAUCACCUGAAGAGGAGGAAGCAAGGACCAACCAGGUCCAGCUGGAUGAGAACAAGGCAAAGAAAUUAGAAGAAGCCAUUCGCAGACUCGAGGUGGAAAUAGAACAACUUGAGAGAGAGGAAUCCCAGAUCGCUGCCAAGGAGCAAAUCAUUCGGGAAAAAUUAAGGGAAGCAGAGAAAUCGUUUGAGGACCUGCAGAAGAGCUUCUCCAAACCCGAUGGGGCAAUGUAUGCCAUGGAGGUCACCGUAGAAAAGGACAAGCUAACAGGGGAAUCUAAGGUUCUCUCCGCAACUCCCGUGGGUCCUGAGGGAGUUCACCAGAGAGGGGUUAAGGUGUACGACGAUGGCAACAAGAUUGUAUAUGAGGUACAUUCUGGAGAAGCAGUGGUGGAGAAUGGGGUUCAUCAUUUGACUACGUCAACAGUGGACCAACUGAUAAACAAAGCAGGGAGAACGAAUGUGGUCAGUAAAUGUGCAUCGGAAAGCAGUACAUCCCGGGACGAUUGCCAGAAUGGUGGGGAUAGCGGACUUAGAAAGGACGUGGUCGGGAAGGAAGCCCGGCUGAAGGCUGGCCAGGCAGGAAAGGAGGUGCAGCCAAUCCCUCCGGGGGAAGCUCCCGAGGCCAGCGUCGAACAGCCAGUGACAAUGAUCUUCAUGGGGUAUCAGAGCGUGGAGGACCAGGAGGAAACCAACAAACUUCUGGGAUAUGAUGGCACCAUCCAGGCUGAGCUGGUGCUGAUCGAUGAAGACGACGAAAAAUCAUUGCGAGAGAAGACUGUCACGGACGUCUCGACGACGGAUGGUAACGCUGCGGAACUGGUGGCCGGCAAGUCCAUGACCGAGGCUUCUGAGACCCUCUCAGCAGAGGAGAACGAAGGGACGGACACGCGGAUGGAACCAGUCGCAGGUACAGGCAAGAAAAAGCGCUGGGCAGAGGUAAGCCACACCCAUCAAUCCAAAGAGUUGGUUCAAUCAACUGAGUUUGACAUCGCUGGGACACAACGGACUACAGUGAAACCUGCUGCCAAGCUCCUGGAGGAUGGCACUAAACUGAAGAAGGACAAGAGCAGCAGAAGCUCUGACUCCCUAAACUCCAACCAUCAGACGUCUGGGCAGGAGGACAGAAUGGAGGUGGACAACCAGCUGAGCGGUCCCAAGACCAUGAACACAGCCGUGCCCAAGGUCGUGACAUCGGAGUCCACCCCCCUGGACAGUGAACUACUUUGCCAUGACAAGAAAGAGCACAAUGGCAUCCAGAGUAGGCAUGAAUCACUGGACAGCGAUGUUGCGAAGGAGAUCAGGUACCUCGACGAGGUCUUGGAAGCAAACUGCUGUGACCCUGUUAUGGAGAAUGGGUCGAAUGCACCACCUUCUCCCGAGCCGUGCCCAGUCAUGGCGGACAGUCGAGUUCCUCCCAAUCCCAUGGCAGCAGACCCUUCAGAUUCACCCCUCACCAGGAAGGAACCAGCACUCACUGAGCAACAGGUGCAGGGUGAGAGUGAGGUUAAGGUGAACGGUCUUUCACCGAGCUGCCCUGAAGCAUCACCCAUUGCCAAUCAGAGCAGAGAGCAGACGGAAAAUUCCAGAAAGCCUUCCAGGGACGGCGAGCCGGUCAUCAUCCCCCUGAAGAAGGAGGCCAGGUUCGAGCUACGGGCUUACCAUGAGGACAAAAAGCCCUCCAAGCUCUUCGUGGAGGACGAGAAAAGCAAAAGCUAUAAGAUUAAGAAGAGCAGAGCCUCGGACGAGAUCGCGGAGCUGGAACGGGCCCGGCUGGAGGUCAUCCGGAGCCAGGUGGUGAGGAAGAACCCGAGCAUCACAGAGAAGUGGAAGCCCCCCCAGGAGAAGUCCCUCGAGCAGCAGCUGGACCCAGAUAAGCUGGAAUCGCACAAGAAGUAUGCCGAGCGCAAGCAGAGGAAGCAGGGAGGGAACCUGUCCCCAGUUUCACCGAAGCAAAAAGCCCCUGUGUUUGUGCCACCGGAGCCUGUCAGCAUCAACAGGGAAGACAUCGUCACAGAACAAAUUGACUUCUCUGCUGCCAGGAGACAGUUCCUACAGAUGGAGAGCGGGCCUGAGGUCACCGCGCAUCACGGACAGAGGCAGAUGGGGAUCACCAGAGGGGUCUCUGCACGUCCGGCGCAGAAGCUGGCAGAGGCACCCCAGAAGGAGAGGACGACCGUUUCAGGUGGAGUGACGGGGACGAGUGGGGCUCAGGGGCUGCCGAUGCAGGUGAGUGUCAGUGAGGUGUCCAUCGUCAAGGUGUCCAAAGUCAGCAUCGUGCCUGAUGAUGGCGAGGGCAGGGAGGUACCCUCACCCCCCUGUGAGAGAAAGCAGACAGAGGGGCUGUCCUCAGAGCUGCCUCUGCACACCACUGCUGACCAACUGACCAGCGGCAGUCUGAAGGAAGAGUUAGUCAGUAAGGCCAGCGUAGACGACGAAGGGUUUACCAAGGUCAGGGCUGUUUUGACAGUGCUGAACGAAGAUGGUGACAGUGACACCUCUGACCAUUGUUUCAAAUGUGUCAGUCUCCCUACCACAGUGGAAGAGGUAGAUUCCGGUUUGGAUGACUUAUCCCUUCGAUCCCAAGACACGACGGUGAUGGAAACCCUGUCCAAUGAUUUCAGUAUCGACAAUGUGAGUGACAGUGGUGCUUCAAAUGAGACAACAAAUGUGUCCCUGGAUUAUUCUUUGGGUGGGUCUCAGGAAUUCUCUCAACCGCAGACGCCCCAGGCUCUGACGCCCAGCGACAGGGAUGGAGAGGAGGGUCUUGACAAGAGGGAAGGAGGCCUGGGCUCACUCGGUGACGAAGAGUUAUACAGGCAGCGAUCCCCUCUGCCAUUGGACACUGAGCAGCAGCUUCAAUAUCAGGCGGAGAUAGUGGUGAAGAAUGCCAUCCAGCUCGCCCUGGCACAGGAGACCAACACAGCUACUGGGACAGGUGAAGGUGUUCUAGGUGGGCCUGAGUCAGAUUUGGGGAGUGAGCCAGCCGACGUUGCUCUGCCUAGGCCACAGACUGAGCUGUCACCACCACCUCCAGUGCAGGACCAGAGACUCCACAUUCCAAAGAAUCAGGCAGAGGCAGAGCCAGACCACCACAAGGACCAUUGCCUCCCAUCUCCCACGGCAACGACCAGACCGAGCAAUACCAUGGCGGUCGUCACAGGCAACAGUGGUGGCAGCUCACAGCCCUCGUUGUACAGGCCGGAGUUCAGCCCCUUCAGUGACGUUGCCAGUUACCUGGAGCCCACAGACUAUUCCAGAACCAAUGUCUUUGUCAGCCACUCACAGGAGCCGGAGGUCAUCGCCCAGUCCGGCCCCUUUAAGCUGCGCUCGCGCAGGCAGAAGACCCUGUCGAUGAUCGAGCAGGAGAUCAGGGCAGCCCAGGAUCGGGAGGAGGAGCUUCGCCGCCAGAGGGAGGUCCUGAAGACCGUGCAGAGUCCCCGCAGGAGCUCGGGGCCCCAGUCACCAUCACUGGUGUGUCCCCCCAGAGCAAAGGCCCCCGGGAAAAUGGAAAAAUCCAGUCCAGUGUCACCAGUGACAGAACGCCCGGUGCCCUCUCCACGGUCUGAUCCCACACCUGUGGAUCAGCAAACUUCAGGACAGUCUCGUUCCAGAGGCCUGAUGGAGACAUUACUGGAAGACUAUGAAGUACAGAAGGUUAAGCGGCGAGAGAGGCGGGACGAGCCCAAUGUACUGGAGGCGACCAGGGUGACCCGCCGAAAGAGCGCCAUGGCUUUGCGCUGGGAGGCUGGCAUUUACGCCAACCAUGAGGAAAAGUAGCAAACCUCGUCACCACUACACAAAAGGAAGGUCAAGAGUAUCUUGUUCUGUUACAUUUCUUUUGUUUUUGCUGUUGUUGCUGAAGCACAGAUACAAAGCGGCAUAUUUAUCCAUGCAAAGCCAUGCUGGGGCACACGGCAGAAACAUCCACCUUUGCAAGCACGAUGAAUUGGUAAACGGAGAGGUUCUUUGUUCUCAGACAUAUCCCAGCUACUGCAAAAAAUGAAAAGGAGACAAGGAUUGCCGGACAAUAACUGCAAAACCUGAAGAGCCAGUUACUUGUAUAUGUAUAAAUACUCCUCGCAUCCUUGUAUUUAAUUUUGCGUAGGCUAAGUUUAAUUCUCAGUCCCUCAGACUUCCACUGGUGUCAGCCUCCUUGUAAAUAGCCAUGGUAAUGUAUUGCAGAAGCUUUUAUUUUAAUUACAGCUCUCAUUUACUUACUAAUCCAAGAGGAAAUGUGGCUUACGUGAUGUGCAACAUUGUGGCUUUCAGGGAGCUUUGUCCAUGCAGCAACUUCAUUUAGCUGUGUUGGGUCAAGUCACUAACACCCACAACACAUCAAAACAACCUUCAUUCACUCUUUGAUACCUGCCCUUAAUUUAUACCGUUCAUAAUUUGCCAAAUUUGGCAAUGGCAAACAACUAUUCCAGAUGCUAACCCUAUGAGCCACAGGAUUUGUUUCUCAGUUCUUAAUUUAUUACUGCAUGUGGCGUUUGCCUUGAUCAGGAAUCAAUGGAAUAGUUGGACAAUGUUCUUUAUUACCACAGAAUGGGGUGGCUAAGUGCAUGGAGAGGGAGUUGCCCCAGGAUUCAUUUGCCUUGAGGUUGACUUGUAGCCAAGGCACCAUAAGGAUAGCCGUUCAGAGAAACAGACUUUGUUUUGCAAACACACAGGAAAAGUCAAACUAACCACUUACACAAAAGUAUCCUAAACCUUUUGAAAUCUCAUUGGUCUCAGGCUCUGUCUCUUACUCCGUUGCCCUCACAAAUGCCUAUACUUGAUUUCCAAUCAGAAUGUGUCUGUGUUGGGUGCAGUUUACUUACCAGGUGGUAACUUGGAAGGUGCUGGCCCAGAAAACUUCAGAAAAGGCAGACUCUGGCAUUGUGCGUACUUUUAAUCAAAAGAGCGUUUGGCUCCUUCAGAAAGUGUAUUGCAUAUACCAAUCUGUUGUAUAAACACAAGAGAUUCUACAGAGGCUGGAAAUCCAGAGCUACACCUCCAAAAUGCUGGAGGAAUUCAGCAGGUCAGGCAGCUUCUAAGGAGAGGAAUAAACAGUUAACAUAUUGGGUCGAGGAGAAGAAAUCUGAUAGGAGAGGACAGUGGAUCAUGAGAGGAAGAGGAAGAGGUGAGGCUCCAGAAGGAGGUAAUGGACAGGUGAGGAGAAGAGAAUGGGGAAGUGGGAGGGGAGAAAUUAUCAGAAGUUAGAGAAAUCUUUGUUCAUGCUACCCAGAUGGAAUAUGAGCCGUUGUGGUCUUUCAUGACAGUACAGGAGGCCAUGGACUUCCAUGUCAGAAUGGGAAUGGGAGGUCGAAUUGAAAUGGGUGACCACCGUGAAAUCUCACCUCUCGUGUAGACAGACCAGACGUGCUCGGCAAAGCAAUCCCCUCGUCUAUGUUAAGUCUCAAAGAUUUUUUUCCUCUUCAGCCCUUUAGCUCUUCAACCUAACCACCUCCCAGUUCCUUAAUUCAUCCUACACACUCCCUCAUCUGGUUUCACCUAUCACCUUCCACUUGUAGUUCUCUCCUCCCCCAACUUCUUAACAUGAUUCCUGUCCCCUUCCUUUCCAGUCCUGAUGAAGAGUCUCAGCCCGAAACGCCGAGUUUAUUCCUCUCCGUUGAUGCUGCCUGAGUUGCUCCAACAUUUUCUGUGCUGCUCCCAGUCUUUUUUUUUUAACUUUCUUCAGUCUUAAUACAGACAAAGUAGUGUAGUCAGUGAAGUAAGAAAGCAGAAAGUGCUGCUGUGAUAGUUGCAUGAAAUUGUUUUCUGCAGAUAACUGGUUAGAACAUGCAAAAGAAUUGUGGUGUUUAUUCCUGUGUAUUUUUAUCAAUUAAAGAUUGUUCAGGGCUGACAGUUUGACUGCAACUAACUCCAUGCUAAAGCGAAACCAUUAAACAGAUUAAUUAAUCCUUUAUUCAGUGUUAUGCAUCAUUAGCUCCUGUAUAGAAGAAUUGUGCCAGUAUUGAGACUUAAUGCUACGCAGCUUUUUGCCUUUUUAUGUGCAUGUGUCACGGAUGUUAAGUGGGACAAUAUAAACAUGGGCCGAAGCACAAUAAAGGAGUAGACAUUACCUCCUGGACUCCAACCCAGCUUAAAAAUGUUGAAUCCUCCUAAGAAAAGAAAAAUCUGUCCCGAUAUCAGCAGAUGUAUUUAGAAGUCUAUUACGAAUUAUGGGUCUGUUUUAUUCAUGUGUGUGUGUGUGUGUGUGUGUGUGUGUGUGUGUGUGUGUGUGAGUGUGAGAGAGAAAGUUUGUUCUAUGAAGAAAAUGAUUCAUCACUAAUCUAAAGAACCAACAGAUUUGAUGGGCAAUAUGAUAAUGACAGUGUGAAGAACUAACCUUGAAGAUAAUAGGAGAUACUAACCUAUCAUCAUACUUUGUGUUCUUAUAGAUAAAGAUCUGAAUUAUUACAGAUUGAAGUUAUGCUGGUGUAGCUGUGAUUUCACCCAAACAGUGAUGGUUUCUCUCAUUAUCCUAUUAACCGGAUUCAGUCGUGUUUUUUUCACAGGCCUGUGCAUGUUGAAUUAUUUGCUUGACACCAGUAAUGAUUGCAGACUGACUGAUGAUUGACUUCUUGUUCACUAUAAAAUCCUUGUGCUGAAUGCCCCAAGUGGUCUUUGUGAGAUCUCUUUAAGCCAUUUGACCACACUCCUGCACAGCUGAAUUUGUGAAAUAUUAAUGGGUAUUAUUUUUGGUUGUAUUUGGAGUUGCCAACCAGGGUAGCUGUAGUUUUGGGCAGUUUCUUUACAUAACUUCCCACUGGCAAUGCCCACCCUACUCCCUCAUUAUUGGAAUAUGAGCCGUUGUGGUCUUUUGUGACAGUACAGGAGGCCAUGGAUUGACAUGUCAGAAUGGGAAUGGGAGGUCGAAUUGAAAUGGAUGACCACGGUGAAAUCUCACCUUUUGUGUGGACAGAUCGGACGUGCUUGGCAAAGCAAUCCCCUCGUCUAUGUUAAGUCUCAAAGAUUUUUUCCCUCUUCAGCCCUUUAGCUCUUCAACCUAACCACCUCCCAGUUCCUUAAUUCAUCCUACACACUAUCCCAUAUCCUGUCCAAAGUUUUCAGAGUACAUUUAUUAUCAAAGUAUAUAUACAGUAUACAGGUCCGUGAGUCGUCCUCUCGCAGGUAGGCUCAAAAUAAGAGAACCUGAUUAAAGAAAACGUUAAACACCCAAUGCAUGAAAAAAGAACAAAUCAUGCAAACAACACACAGGACGUUAAAAAUCAGACCGAUUCAGUGCAGUUUAGCGUUGUGUCACUUACUGCAGGCCACAGUCAUAGAGGCAGUUCAGUGCUGAAGCACCUCAAAUAAAUAGCAAAAAAGUGUAACCAGAAACACUUGGACUAUUAACCGCAUUGUCCUCCAAAAAGAGUCCACAGCCAUGGACUCUGUGUACAGCGCUGAAGACAUUAAACACCAAAACGCAGAGUUCCACAAUUGAACCUUGUCGUGUGGGGCCCAAGACUGCUCCAGCAGCAGCAAGAGGGAGGCCAGACAAACAGAGGUGGACAGUGCUGAACGCCCACUUGCACUUAGCUCUUGUCCUUGUCCAUUUCAAUCUUGCUCAACACUUUAAUUGGCGAGGACUAACAGAGCCGACCAUGGGUUCGCUUUCCGCCAUUAGGAAACAAGGCCACACGCUCUGCUCUCAAACCCGCUGAAUUCCCCGGGAGAUAGCAAAAGUACAAGAUCACUUGGUCAGCCCAAAAAUACACCAUCGCAAUGGAAAUUACAGGCUGCAAUCAAUUGCAGUUCAGAAGCACAUUUAAAAGAAGAAAUAAUUGUUUUGUGAGCUGCCUGCAAACUGUUGCCAUUGGUCACAGGCCCCACCUUGAACAUCUUGAAUUGGGUAGCAAAAUGAUCUUUGCUACCUGAUUGGAUCGAUCUUAACUCUGAACCUUAGCUGAACAGCCUUUCAGCCCAUCCCUGCUGUUUUUAUUACAAUUGAACACAAAAUGCAAAUUAAAAUGAAAAACCCACACUUUUUUUUUCAAAUUCCCAAAUUAUUUUGUGCCCAAAUUAUUUGUUUUUUUUUUAAGAGGUUGAAAUGAAAUUAUGUGGGAUGGUUAGUCUUAUUUGGAAGCAGUGGCUGGUGAAGAUUCUAAAUGUGCAAGUCAGCUAGAUAGUUUUUUGAUGUGGCAGCCACUUGUUCUGCUUCGAGCUUGAAUGCAGGAUAUUGUCAAGGGCAGCAUUAGAAAGUAAAGUCUAUUUCUCAAUACAAGAAGUAUGACAGUCACGAGACUUAGCAGUUCCUCUGUGUGGUUUCCCUUCCUCAUCUAUUGGAAGUGCAAUGAUUCUGAAUUCUACUGACAAGGCCCUCAACUCCUUGAGGAAAGUCCAUCAUUAGCAACCCACAUUUGAGAUAGGUUAGCAUGGGUUAAUUUUGCCAAUGGUUAAUUGAGUUUUCCCUUUCUCUACCAAAAUGCAACAGAAAUUUCUGAUAAGUAUUUUUAGAGAGAAAUAAUUAACAAAAAUAUAAAGAAAGAGAGUGCAGAGUUUCUGAAAAUGUCGUAAUCUGGAGAAUCAUUAGAAUGGUCAAAGCAAUGACUUUGCCCAGAAGAACUUAAGACGGCCAUGAUACUGUAGAUAGAAGUACAAAGAAUGGUGCAUAUUCCUCGGGUCAGCACUUCAACAUGUGAUCUAGCACCCUUCACUGAUGCUCUACAGACACGAAACCAAAUCAUACCAUUGCAUCUGGGGAAUUUUAGUGCCGUUUAUCGACUUCAGAAUUAGUACAACUAAUAGUGACCGGGAAAUUGCUUCUGGGCCACUAAUGACCCUUUACAGGGAAAGGAAAUCUGUAUCAAAUGCUAUGCCACACCUGGAGCCGUGUACUCAACACGAUUCCUAAUCAAUGGUCAAGGGAGCCAUUCAGUUCAAGUGCAGUUAAAAGUCAGGCAAUAAAUACCAGCCUCAUCAGAUUCCAUGAAUGCAUGCAUGUAAAACAAAGCUAACAACAAUAGCUUCUGUGCAAGUUGCUCCUGGCACUACAAGUCAUAAUGAUGACCAUACCCUUUAUGUAAAGAGGCAAACUCCAAUGAUUCUGAAUGUUUUUCCUAAACCUCAAGGGCUGAGAUAAAAGGAAAUGUCAGAAAUUUCCAACAACUCUUUGACUGGAGUGCCAGUGUAAGUGACACAGCUUGAUAUUUAUAGUACUCCACAGUGCAGAUGUUCUAAUUCUCUUUCACUACAAACUGAACUUGUCUCCCUAUAAAAGUAGGAGACCAUGGUACAAUGUUCUCAGUGACAUUUUCACAAGGCUCUGCACUAUUUGAAUGCAGUGUCUCCUUUGCACACAAAUACUGCCUCAGUUUGUAACAAGAAAGAAAGAAAGAUGAGGGUUAUGUUUAGUUCAUUGAGGGGUUUGUUAUGCUGAGUUCCUCUGUGUGAGUAAACAUACUGGCAAGUUCAGCUCUCAGUCAGGAUCAAUAAUGCCAUCUUCUCAUUAAAAUAUAUAAAUACAUCCAAAUCAAGGGGGCACCAUGCCUCAGCAUUUACUGCCUCACAGCUUCAGAGACUCAAAUUUGAGCCUGGUGCUAUCUGCACUCAGCCAAUGAACAGUUUCUCCUGGGAACUCCACUUUUCUCCCACAUCUCAGAGACAUACUGUAGGUUAACUAGAUACUCCAAAUUACACCCUACUGCAGAUGGUUGGCAAAAGAGUCAACUGGCAUUUGAUGGACACUUGAGAGAGGAGUUGUUGCAGGGAAAUAAAGAAGGUGAAUGGGAAUGAUGGGGUAGUAUGGUUGGAAGCCAUGGGCUAAAUGGCCUCCUGUGUCAUAAUAAGAAAGAAAUUUAAUCUGAGUCAUCAGCACAGAAAUAAAUCACUCAGCCCAAGUUUGUCAGUGUUUAUUCUUGGGGAGGUGAGAGGGAUAGGUAACUCUACGUGUUGAUGUUGCUGCCUAACCCUUUGCAAAGAAGUACUUCCUUCCAAAAUUCAGCCCCAUCAUUUAAAAGAAAGGAAUGCAAGUUAAAUCAAACACCCAACUCUUGUUUAGGAAAAUAAUUUACCAGAGGAAAAGAAGAAUCAAGGUUCUAUCUGAGGAUCCACUCCACUGCCAUCAGGAGCGAAAUUAAUAUGUAUGUCCCUGUGUUGUCCAUUGAGUUAUAUAAAAAUUAACACACUAAGACAGGCAACUUAGCUCAACUAGCUAAUACAAGUAUCGGUGCUCCACAAAAAAACUCUUCCCAUAUUACUUCAUCUCACCUUAUCACCAUAUCCCUUCUCUCUUUAAACACACUUAAGCCUGUCACAUCAACUGCUUCAGGACAGCAGUGUGUCCUACCUUCUAUUGUCCUUCAAUUCCUUCCUCAGUGGAAUAUUACUCUACCCCAUCAGCUUUAGUGCCAUUUCUUUCCUUCCACUCUGAACCAGAGAAAUAGAUGCACACUUUUGGGGCAAUUAAUUUCCGCUUACAAAGCUUAUACUACAGCAGGAGGGAACUAGGGCACAAUGUAAUUGAUAAGAUGGGCAUUAAUCAUUAUAUAUAUGUCUGUUAACUUGACCAAAAUGAUGGUAAAGGGUGGUAUAAUAUCUACAGUGACAAUCAAAAAUAUUGUAGAUGCUGGAAAUCUGAAGUAAAAACAGAGUAAUUCUCAGCAGGUCAGGCCACUUCUGAGGGAAGAGAAAUUUGUAAAGUUCAGUUGGAAAACCUUCUUCAGAACUGGGAGGAAGGUCAAAGAAGCUGACUAAGCCAGGGGAGGUGCGGAAGUCUAUGAAAGGGUAAAACUGGGGUGACCAUAAGAUUAUCUGGACAAUGAGUGAAUGGGAGCAAUAAGAUAAUUAGAACAUUGGACAAAGGAUGUAAGUGUUGUGAAGUGCAGAGCAGGGGGGUGUGCCCAGCAGGUCAGGCUUCAAUCUUCAGCUUGAAAUGUUAAUUCUGUUUCUCUUCUCAUAGAUGCAGCCUAAUCUGCAUUUCUAGCAUUUUUUAAAAUCUCUAUUCAAUAUUUUUUGACAGGGAUGUAAAUGCAUAAAGGCCAAGUAAUAGCUCAAUUUACCACAUUCUUCUGUGUAAAUGAUAAAGUAGGAUAGACGGGGCAAGUUAUAACAAUAUAAUUUAUUGAUCUGCAUACCAACAGCUAUGCCACGAGGUCUGGGUAUACUGUAUGUUCUAGCAAAAGUGUUUUACUGAAGAAUAUAAGUGCUGCACGAUGUGAUGUGUUUGCUGAAACAUGACCUGUUAUGAUAUAGAAUGCAUUACUAUGCAGGGUAUAUGUAUUAAUGUAGGAGACAUAUGACAAUAAUUAGAGUAUAAAGUUAUAAUAUAUGUAGUAAUGUAGUAUUCUUUGAAGUAGUAUAGAAUACAUGCUACAAUUUUAUGGUAAAUCUGAUUAUAUAUGAUUUUUGUGAUCAAUUUAGACCUAUGAAAUAAAGUAGGGCAUAUGUGAUGAAGCAAGGUGUGAUAUCAAGUGGUACAGUGGCCACUCAGACAAAAGCAAUCUUCAGUCAGUCAGUCAAACUGAUAGGAGCUCCUGUUUGACACAGAAUCUACAAUGUUUUCCCAUUGACUCUUUAACAUAAUUGGUGAGGCAGAUUGGUUGGAACAGUGCAGAUUUUUUUUUCUGUGGGUAAUGCCAAAGUAUUAAAACUUUAUUUUCUAGAUCUGUUGUUAUGAACUUUUAUUAUGUAGCUAAUCAAACAAUGCCUAAACUUUAUGGAAUUAUAAAUAUAUUUUCAAGUGAAUAUUGGCUUGGUAUUUUUAUAAGGAGAACUCCAAUGGAGUGUCAAAGAUGUUUAUCACUAUGCAGAACAAUGUUGAAAUAAAA
This is a messenger RNA of Mobula hypostoma (lesser devil ray), 12160 nucleotides long. RefSeq names its product PALM2-AKAP2 fusion protein. The record is from RefSeq and is a predicted model, not a curated record. The transcript has 10 exons. Gene Ontology annotation, biological process: regulation of cell shape. Gene Ontology annotation, cellular component: membrane. Bases 234 to 4181 code for a protein of 1315 amino acids. NCBI's taxonomy places the organism in Eukaryota, Metazoa, Chordata, Chondrichthyes, Myliobatiformes, Myliobatidae.